Molecule: messenger RNA, 846 nt
Organism: Bipolaris maydis ATCC 48331
Lineage: Eukaryota; Fungi; Ascomycota; Dothideomycetes; Pleosporales; Pleosporaceae
Product: glycoside hydrolase
Biological process (GO): fungal-type cell wall organization; fungal-type cell wall (1->3)-beta-D-glucan biosynthetic process
Cellular component (GO): plasma membrane
Molecular function (GO): 1,3-beta-glucanosyltransferase activity
Source: RefSeq, a predicted model, not a curated record
AUGGCAUCAUUCUUCAAGACAGUGGACACAAUGGCUAAAUUUCCGAAUACUCUCGGUGUACUGGCUGGUAACGAACUGAUCAACAAUGAUGCCACGCUGCCUGUAGCAGCUGUUCUCAAAGCCGUUGUUCGCGAUCUGAAGAAGCACAUGAAGCUCCAAAAUGAAGCUUGUGGACAACGCAUACUUCCUAUCGGAUACAAUGCGGCUACAAGCGGUGCGAGAGACAAGGAAGUGCUGGAAUAUCUGACUGUUGGUGAGGAUCAUAUCUCGAUCGAUUUCUGGACGUGUAAAAAUUACGACUUGAAGGGGCUUUCAGAUGUUACUAGACUCGAAUAUGACGACUUGCUUCAUAGAUUCACCAACACUUGCAUCCCGAUCUUUCUGUCAGAAUACGGCAACAACUCUCAGAAACCCCGCCUUUUUCAAGAAACAACCACCUUGUACUCGUCCGCAAUGAGCCGCGUUUUCUCUGGCGGAUGCGUAUACGAGUUUUGGCAAAACACAAAUGGUUAUGGGUUAGUCGAGAUGCCAAAACAUCGAGGCGACAAGCAAAUUCCAGCGCAUAAGCAAAAUUCUGAAAGUGACAGUUUGAUAUAUGAGAGACGAGAGACGGACAGGGGAGUGUUGCUUAUUCUGAGAGAUUUUGUCAAUUACAAGACCAGAUUGGCCGAGAUUGGCGACAUCGAAGUGGAAAUUGAUGAAGAGAGUACUGAAAAGAAAAAAGAAAAGCAAGAAACUGGCACGGAAGCUAUCGGGGGGUGGCAGGCUAAUCUUCACGUGCCAGAAAGCUGUGUUGAUUGGGUUUCCAUCAAAGGAAGUUUUGAAAGGAUGAAAUUUCUAUGGUAA